GAAAAAUUGCAUGCAAUGCCUAUAAAAGAGAGCAACUACAUUGAAGUUAAAUCAUCAACUUUAUAGCUAUUUAAGACAGUAAUAGAGAAUAUAAACACACAAAAGGUUAAUCAUGAAGAUGAGAUUCUUCCUUGUAGCUUCUAUGAUGCUUCUCAGUUUCCUUGAGAUUACUGAAGGAGGCAGUCUCAGGAAGAAUUUCUAUAAGAAAUCAUGUCCUCAAGCUGAGGAGAUUGUGAAGAAUAUAACCCUACAGCAUGUUUCUUCAAGGCCUGAGCUUCCAGCCAAGUUGCUAAGAUUGCAUUUUCAUGACUGUUUUGUUAGGGGGUGUGAUGCUUCUGUUUUGAUAGAGUCUACUGCAAGUAACACUGCAGAGAAGGAUGCUAUUCCGAAUUUAUCAUUAUCGGGUUUUGAUGUGGUAAAGGAUAUCAAAGAUGCUGUGGAAGCAAAAUGUCCUGGAGUUGUUUCAUGUGCUGAUAUACUCACACUUGCUGCUAGAGAUGCUGUUUCUGUCCAAUUUAAUAAUGAACAAAAGUGGGAAGUGCUUACUGGUAGAAGAGAUGGUACUGUCUCCAAAAGCUUGGAAGCACUCAUCAAUAUCCCAGCACCUUUCCAUAACAUCUCAACACUCAGACAAAUCUUUUCUAGUAAAAAUCUUACUCUUCAUGACUUGGUCGUAUUAUCAGGAGCACACACAAUUGGAGUAGGACAUUGCAACUUAUUCAGCAACAGGCUUUUCAACUUCACUGGUAAAGGUGAUCAAGAUCCUACUUUGGAUUCAACUUAUGCCAAAUUCUUGAAGACCAAGUGCCAAGGUUUAGGUGACACCACCACAACGGUGGAGAUGGAUCCUAGUAGUUCAACAGACUUUAACAGUGACUAUUAUCCUAUCCUUUUACGGAAGAAGGGUCUAUUCACAUCAGAUGCUACUCUUCUCACAACCAAACAAUCAAGAAACAUUGUUAAAGAAUUGGUUUCACAAAACAAAUUCUUCACUGAGUUUGCUCAGUCAAUGAAGAGGAUGGGAGCCAUUGGUGUUCUCUCUGGUUCUGAUGGAGAGAUUAGGAGGAAGUGCUCUAUUGUUAAUUAAAUAACUAAUGGUUUAAUUAUCAGUUGUUAAUUUCACUUUUCUGUGUUUUAAUUUAGUUACAUUUUCUAUUCUAGUUAAUUGUUUUGGGCCUGUGAUGUUUGAGAAAUUGAGAUUGUUCUAAGUAUUCAAAUUCAAGGAAUAAUAAAUAAAGGAUAUCUUUUA
Messenger RNA from Lathyrus oleraceus (garden pea), 1249 nucleotides. RefSeq names its product peroxidase 39. The transcript has 4 exons. The record is from RefSeq and is a predicted model, not a curated record. Bases 113 to 1087 code for a protein of 324 amino acids. Lineage: Eukaryota; Viridiplantae; Streptophyta; Magnoliopsida; Fabales; Fabaceae. Gene Ontology annotation, biological process: response to oxidative stress; hydrogen peroxide catabolic process. Gene Ontology annotation, molecular function: heme binding; peroxidase activity.